This is a messenger RNA of Adineta ricciae, 741 nucleotides long. The record is from the annotation of a GenBank genome assembly. NCBI's taxonomy places the organism in Eukaryota, Metazoa, Rotifera, Eurotatoria, Adinetida, Adinetidae.
AUGAGUAAUAUCUUACCUUCGCACAUUAUUCAUCGAUUUGCUUGUUUAUUCAUAGAUGCAAAGAAAGGUUUCGGUGGUGAACACGGUAUUGAUGAACGUGCCAAGGACAAAUCAGCAGUUGGAUUUGAUUAUAAGCCAACAAGUGAAAAGCAUUCAUCGCAAACAGAUGCUUCAAAAGGCUUUGGCGGUAAAUACGGUGUCCAGAAAGAAGAAACGAUUACACCGGUAGCGCCUGUUGCUACUCGUAGUCCAUCACCAAAGCCAGCUCCAAAGCCUAAAGUGACAGAAGAGACCGCACCAUCUGCUAGUGCUAAAGCCGAUGUUGGCAAUAUCCGAGCAAGAUUCGAAAAUAUGAGAAAACAAAAAGAAGAAGAAGCAGCACAAAGCGUUGCAGAGCAACGAAAGAAACGAGCGGCGGUUGACGAGCACCUUCAGCAACAAAACGCAAGUAGUAGUGCUAGUAAGAAUCCCGAGAAACCUAAACUUCAAACUAGCCCACCGGCAUCGGUUCCUCGACCAGAAACACCACCGCAAGUUUCAACUACCGACACAGAUGUUGAUAGCACAGUUCCAUCCAGUUCUAAUGAGAAUAAUGACACUAAUGUCGAAGAGAAGAAAGAAGAACCAGAGAAAAUUGUUGGCGGUAUUAAUGUAACUGCAUUAUUACGGCAACGAAAAGCUUCAUCAUCAUCAUCAAAGAAUGAAGAAGAUGAUGACGAAUGGGCUGCUGAACCAAAUUAA